AUGGAGUCAACAUUCCUUCGGAUUGAAGAUCCAGGUGUUAAGGCACCCGACUGCCGGGAGCUGCGCUUGGAGGGCACCCAGCCCAUCCUGGUGGUCCAGGAAACCCAGGAGUUGCAGCCGGACUCCGUGGACCAAGCCUCGGGAGGGCUACUCUGGGAGGGGGCCCUUGACCUGGCCCAGCACCUCCAGCUAUGCUUGAGGAUGGAUCCCUCGGAUCUAGCCUCAGAGUCGCCUGGGGGCCGCCGGGUCUUGGAGCUGGGAGCCGGACAUGGGCUGCCAGGGCUCAUGGCCCUGAGGAUGGGCUGCCGCGUGGACUUCCACGACUUCAGUGAGCAGACGUUGCGCCACAUCACUGCGGCCAACUGCGUUGCCAAUGGCAUCCAUGUCAACCGGGCAGAUAUUGCAGGACAGCAGCAUAAUCCUGAUCCCUUGGUCCGCUUCGUCGCCGGUGACUGGACACUGCUGAAGGACAAGAUGGAAGCUGCUGGGCUGCUCUACGAUGUCAUCAUCGCGUCAGAAGCAGUGUACAAGGUGGACUUUUACCCGGAUCUCUUGGCUUUGCUGGAACGCCUGGAACCUGGGGGGCGGGCCUGGUUCGCGGGGAAGCGCUUUUACUUCGGCUGUGGAGGCGGCACGGCUUCCUUUGCCGCAGCAGCCAGGGAAGCGGGCUUUAGUGUCAUGGUGGACAAAGUGCUGGAGGAUGGACGCUCCAACAUCCGCGAAAUUCUGCUUAUCUCAAAGACAGAUGCCACGCAUCCUGGCAAGCGGCAAAAGAUCCAAAAGGAUGAAGUCGCCGAGGGCCUCCAGUCCACCCAGCUGCCAACCCGGAGCUGCGAUCACCCUGCGUAG
Symbiodinium natans is the source of this 849-nucleotide messenger RNA. Lineage: Eukaryota; Dinophyceae; Suessiales; Symbiodiniaceae. The record is from the annotation of a GenBank genome assembly.